UCUCCAAUGCGCGCCGCUUGGAUGUAUUGUCGUUGCUGUUCGCACUCAUCUGCUCUACCUGGUACUACCACCGCUAGUACUGCUACUGCUAUUAUUACUACGAGGACCACUACCACGACUAUCACGACCACUCCUCUCAUUCCGACUAUUAUUACUUCUUCGACCUCUCCUUUUCGGACUUGGGCGGAGAUAUAAGCACUCCCGGCUCUUCCAACGUUUCCUUUGCUUCUCGGAUCGGUCGUCUUUGCUCUUCUCGGUGUAUCCUGGCCGAUUGGCGCGCCCCGCCUUACUACACCACCGCCUCCACCACCUCGGACUCAUUCCCUAUUUCACCUUUCCACGCGAGACUGUAUAGAGAUCUCCGCUGUCUCUGCGUUAAUUCCUUGCGCGAGAGCCGCCAUGACUGGGGAAGGCGUAAGGCGACCAUUGCUGCCCCAGACUGCGCAAAUGCAAAGCUUCUCGUUUGCGCCGCCUACCGCGGCUCCCCGCGAGAACCAGCGGAACUAUGUCUUCGUUGACGAGCACAAUCGACAUAAACGACUAAAGGUCAUGCGUGCCUGUGAAGGAUGUCGAAGAAGGAAGAUCAAAUGUGAUGCAGCGACCACGAACUCAUGGCCCUGUGCUGCCUGUAUAAGAUUAAAACUCAACUGUGUACCCCCAACCGUCAGUUACGAUGGCAAUGCUUCUCAAUCGUUUGACCUUGACCAGAGCAAUGAGUAUCACUCGACAUCAGCAGCUAUCACUAUAGAUAACUAUCAAAGACCACCGCCCAUACGGCAGAUGAGUGGCGACUCGAGUCAUCUACUUUCGCAGUCUGCUCCGACUUCGUAUGCAGAAUCUAUGCGCAUGUACCCGGCAACCCAUUAUGUCGACCCAGCAGCGCAAGACCUUCAUUCUUACGGCUCUAUGCAGCCUCCUCCAGUGCUCAAUACAGAUCUAAGCUACAAGUCAGGGCCUAUCUACUCUGCCCAUUCUCAAGCUCCAAAUUUGGCGACCCCAAGUUCCGAGGCCCCGUGGCCACAAAACGAUCAGUCUUCCAGUCUAGUCGAAGCCUUGGGAGAGUUGAAGAUUGACCACACAGCCAUAGCUGGUUAUAUCACGAACCAAAAGAAGAGCCUUGCGGAGGCGCCGGCUGUCGAAGAAUACGAAUUCAUUCUCCCACCUGUCACAGGUCCCGAUCAUACCGUUCGCAUACCCCCAGAGAUGAUGCCAUCAGAUGCGCAAGCAUUACAUUACUUUGACUACUUCUUUGUGAACAUCCAUCCAUACAUCCCGGUCAUCAGUCGAACUUAUUUCUAUCAACAAUGGCAGAGCAAUCGUGACUCGAUCUCUCCAUUAAUGCUAGAGGCUAUUUUUGCCUGCUCAAGCCUGAUACUAGGGGAACGGCAACAAGGCAAUAAGUGGCUAGCGCUUGCCUCUAAGCACGAAGAAAGCUUCAAAGAUGUGCCUCGGUUGAGUACGAUACAGGCUAUGCUACUAAUACUCAAGGCACGAGAGUCUGUACCAAAGCGAGGCUAUUUCUAUCGUUCGUGGGUCACCGUGCAAAGCUGUGUGCAAAUGGCAAAAGAGCUAGACUUACAGGACCACUAUGAGAUCCAUCAGCUUGGCAAGUCUUGCGGAUCCACCGGAGCUGACUGUAUCACGAAGACAAGAGUCUGGCAAACACUUUAUAUUCUUGAGAUAGUUGUUGGAGGCCCGCAAGGCCGAAACCCUCGCGACUUCGGCACGACGACCGACACGGUCAGUUUCGAAAUCUGUCCAGUCAUCCCAGGGCACGACGAGUCCGAGAGCCAAGUAUCGAGGCACUUCACCUACUUCACACGGGUCAUCAGGGAGGUUACUCGUACUACCAUUCUGCACUUCAAGCUACGGAAGUUUCGAAAGGACUGGGCCAACGAACCAGAAUUUCUGGCUCAGGGGCAAAAUUACUUGGCAUGGAUGCGAGAUCUACCGCAAGACCUCCAAGUAGGUCUCCCUCCGGACGGGUCCCUACCUUGGAUUCCCUCCCACUUCGUCGCCAACAUUCAUUGCUACUACUACCUCGCGAUCAUCAUGCAUAAUCGUGUGCGGCUGCACCAAGUCACGGACACGUUUGAUGGAACUUGGAAACAGACGAUGAUGCAAGUCUACGAUGCAGCAAAGAAUAUGUGUAGACUCCAAGAAGCCAUAAUCCACAACUUUGGCUUAACGGGGUUGUUCUUUAUGCAGAGAGGUAUCAGCUUUCACAUCUAUGCGGUCCUGACGUGCACGAUGUUACACCUGGUUGCGAUUACCUCUCCUGAUCCGGACAUCAACGCCGAUGCUCGUGAUUUCUUUGUUAGACACAUGCGUAUACUCGAGCAAGUCACACCACACUGGCCAGUUCCAGAAAUGCAAGAGCAAAUUGCUGGACUACGGCAAGCAUUUUCAGUGAACACAGACAAACCAUUCGAGCUUAAGCCAUCGUUCCCCUUUGGAAGUCCGAUUUCACAAACAAAUACAAGCCCUAUCGAGCCGUUUAGAUCUCGAGAUCUUACGCACAACCCGUCACUAGAGCAACCAGGUCAAGUCCACUACAACGCACAAAUCCACCCUAUCACUCCGCCGGUGUCCGCACACGACCACGACCCCAAGACUGACUCUCCCAUAGCCCAGUCAUUGGUGAUGAUGGCACAAGGUCAAACGCCCCAACCAACCGUCUCGACGCCUAUUCAUCAAGUGCCUCAAGAGGCCGUGCAGUGGAAUCCCAAUAGAAUUUUUGAUCAAUGGAAUGCAGCCUUUGGUACGCCCCCUCAAAGUACCUCUUCCCAACCGUCCCCUCCAUUAAGACCACCACCACCAGGCUCGUUUGAGGUGCGAACUCCCCAAGACUCGCAUCCUCCGGCAUUUCCGCAAAUCGCCAGUGUCUCACCCCAAGCUCAUCCACCACCCAAUGUGCAAGCUCAGCUUCCACCACCCGUCAGCUACGCAACCCAGUCAUCUGCUUUUGUCACGCCAAGUAUGUGGCAAGAUGCGGUCGCAAGCUCCUUUCCUGAUCUCAAGCGACGAUGGGACUAUAGCGGGAACCAAGGAGUUAUUGACCACGGCAACAUGUCGAAGCGUCAGCAGCGAGGAAACCAUGGUUAA
Messenger RNA from Pseudovirgaria hyperparasitica, 3105 nucleotides. RefSeq lists its product as uncharacterized. Lineage: Eukaryota; Fungi; Ascomycota; Dothideomycetes; Acrospermales; Acrospermaceae. Gene Ontology annotation, biological process: regulation of DNA-templated transcription; DNA-templated transcription. The record is from RefSeq and is a predicted model, not a curated record. The coding region runs from base 400 to 3105 and encodes 901 amino acids. Gene Ontology annotation, molecular function: DNA-binding transcription factor activity, RNA polymerase II-specific; zinc ion binding; DNA binding. The transcript is spliced from 8 exons.